AUGGACAACAUCGACGAGGAAUACGGCCGGCUCGUUGAACACCUUCACGACUGCGCGAAAAAGGUUGAGAGUUUUAAAACCACCAAGAGACGCCUGUCUCUUCAAACUCUUGAGCUGAUACGCCAGCGUGGAGCAGCACGAGCCGCAGGGAACCGAGAACUCACGUCCGAGCUCGCAAGGCUUUGCAGAGAGGCGAUGAAGGAAGACCUCAAAGAGAGAAGAGCAGAAGUCCUGGCUGAAGCUUCAGAGGCUGGGAAAAGCAUCCGCUAUGCCCGUCGAGACUUCGCCAGUCACAAGACGAUAAUGACUGCUCUCCGGAACCCAAAGGGAACAGCCACUCCAUCGAGAAGGGGGAUGGAGAAAAUCAUCUACGACUUCUACUCUGAUCUCUUCGACAGCCAUGUCCACUUGCCUCCUCACCAUCUGAAGGAAAACGGACAUGUCAUUCCAGAGGUUCUCCCGUUCGAAAUACGGCAUGCUAUCAUGUCGGUAAGAAAUCGUACGGCACCCGGUCCCGACAGAAUAAGACCAGAACACCUGAAGAGCCUUCCGCCAGUACUCAUCAACACCCUGGCGAGGCUCCUUACACGUUAUCUGUCGGAAUGCAAGGUUCCUAAGCAGUGGAAGACCGGCAAGACCGUGUUGUUGUAUAAAAAGGGACAUCCACAUGACAUAGGCAACGAUCGCUCAAUCUGCUUACUGUCCAUCAUCUACAAGCUCUUUACAAGAGUGAUCCUUAUUAGGAUUGAAAAAGUCUUGGAUGAAGGACAGCCGUGCGAGAAAGCAGGGUUUCGAAAAGGAUUCAGCACGGUUGACAACAUGCAUAUUGUUUCGAAACUCAUCGAGGUAUCACGAGAGUACAAGAUGCCGCUCUGUCUCACCUUCAUCGACUUGAAGAAGGCCUCUGACUCAGUUGAGAAGGAAGCGGUCGUGGAAGCCUUGGACAAGCAGGGCGUCCCUACUCAGUACAUAAAGGUACUUCGAGAGUUGUACAGUAACUUUACGACCGGAAUUUCGCCAUUCUACAAGAACAUCAUUGACGUGAAGAGGGGGGUCUGA
Messenger RNA from Necator americanus (New World hookworm), 1059 nucleotides. RefSeq lists its product as uncharacterized. The coding region runs from base 1 to 1059 and encodes 352 amino acids. The record is from RefSeq and is a predicted model, not a curated record. The transcript has a single exon. NCBI's taxonomy places the organism in Eukaryota, Metazoa, Nematoda, Chromadorea, Rhabditida, Ancylostomatidae.